CUCCUGCCAGAUUGACUUCCACCUAACCACCAUUGUGACAACGACAUUUUCCAAUGGACCUUUGGGUCCAUCUCAUCUCCUGGUUCCUCUCCAUUAAUUCCAUUGAAUCUAAUGGGAAAGUCCUCACUCCUCCCCCCGGGGGCAAUGACACAGAGAUGCGAGUGAUCAAAGGCUUUCCUUGUUCAACCAACGAUUUCCCCUUCAUGGUGCUGCUGGCUGGGAAAUCAAAGCCUGCAGGAUGGGCGAGACUGUGUGGAGGAUCCCUGAUAAAUGCGGUUUGGGUGUUGACUGCAGCUCACUGUGUGGUUGAAAACCGUGAUUAUGCGGUCUUGGUUGGGCUAAACAGCCCUGGAAAAGCACGAACAGAUAUCGUGUUGGUUAGAGGAAUCUACUCGCAUCCGCAAUUUGAUCGGCUGGAUUUUUCCCAUGAUAUUUCCAUGCUGAGGUUGGAUGAACGCGUGGAAGUGUCCGACUACAUUGAGUAUGUGCAACUUCCCAGAGUCCUUGCAACGAAGGAACCAAUCGUCCCGUGCUCCCAAGCGAUGAUUAUGGGCUGGGGGAAAACUGAGUCCAGCAUUCCAGACUUGGACAACCUGCAAUGUGCAUUCGUUCCCAUGUUGGCGAUAGAUAAAUGUCAGGAAAUCUUCAGGAGGCACCAUGCAGUGGAUAUGAGGGACGACUUCUUCUGCACAUUGUCAGCAGAUGGAGUGGACGCAUGCCAAGGAGACUCUGGAGGACCGCUUCUGUGUGAUUCGGUACAGGUAGGAAUCGUGUCCUGGGGUAUCGAUUGCGGGAAACCGAACAAUCCCGGCGUCUACACCCGAACAGACAUCCACCUGAGGUUCAUAACGCACGUGAUGAAGAAUAAAGCGGCUCCACCCAACUCCUUGCGACUCCCCCUUUUUAUGGCUGCACUGUAUAUGAUAAAACGCUAAUAAAAUUACGCCAUGUAACCGA
Messenger RNA from Dendroctonus ponderosae (mountain pine beetle), 957 nucleotides. Its product is annotated as glandular kallikrein-3, submandibular. Gene Ontology annotation, molecular function: serine-type endopeptidase activity. The transcript has a single exon. Bases 54 to 935 code for a protein of 293 amino acids. NCBI's taxonomy places the organism in Eukaryota, Metazoa, Arthropoda, Insecta, Coleoptera, Curculionidae. Gene Ontology annotation, biological process: proteolysis. The record is from RefSeq and is a predicted model, not a curated record.